UAGCACAAUCCAACCUUUACUUGUAUAGUAGCACAAUCCAACCUUUACUUGAUCAUUAUCAAUAUCUUUUUUCUAACGCUUCUUUCGCUUGUAUUAAAGCCAAUGAAAAUGCCCUAACUACCG
This is a messenger RNA of Racocetra persica, 123 nucleotides long. Lineage: Eukaryota; Fungi; Glomeromycota; Glomeromycetes; Diversisporales; Gigasporaceae. The record is from the annotation of a GenBank genome assembly.